GAUUUGGCUCGCAAGCCGUGGACCAAAGAGGAGGACGAGCUAAUCUUGAAGCUUGUUGCCACACACGGGACCAGGAAAUGGUCCGUUAUAUCCUCCCAGCUUACUGGAAGAAGUGGAAAGCAGUGCAGGGAGAGGUUCAAGAAUCAGCUCGACCCCUCUAUCAAGAAGGAGCCAUGGUCUGCAGAAGAAGACUACGCAAUCAUACAAGCUCAAGCAGAGCUGGGCAAUCGCUGGACAGAAAUCGCAAAACGUCUUCCUGGAAGGACGGACAAUUCCAUCAAGAAUCAUUGGAACUCCACCUUGUCGCGAAAG
Messenger RNA from Guillardia theta CCMP2712, 312 nucleotides. RefSeq lists its product as hypothetical. Gene Ontology annotation, biological process: regulation of DNA-templated transcription. The annotation marks the transcript as partial. The transcript has 4 exons. NCBI's taxonomy places the organism in Eukaryota, Cryptophyceae, Pyrenomonadales, Geminigeraceae. Gene Ontology annotation, molecular function: DNA-binding transcription factor activity, RNA polymerase II-specific; RNA polymerase II cis-regulatory region sequence-specific DNA binding. The record is from RefSeq and is a predicted model, not a curated record. Gene Ontology annotation, cellular component: nucleus.